Molecule: messenger RNA, 1046 nt
Organism: Salvia miltiorrhiza (redroot sage)
Lineage: Eukaryota; Viridiplantae; Streptophyta; Magnoliopsida; Lamiales; Lamiaceae
Product: dehydration-responsive element-binding protein 1E-like
Exons: 1
Coding region: 63-668 (201 amino acids)
Biological process (GO): regulation of DNA-templated transcription
Molecular function (GO): DNA binding; DNA-binding transcription factor activity
Source: RefSeq, a predicted model, not a curated record
AUAACAUCUCUCAAGUUAAUUGAAACAAAUAUCAAGUGAUCAACAACGACUAAUAUCGAUCGAUGGAUUCUUUGAAGAGCUCCCAUUCCGACGAGGAGGUGAUCCUGGCGUCCAGCCACCCGAAGAAGAAGGCGGGGAGGAAGAAGUUCAACGAGACGCGCCACCCGGUCUACCGCGGCGUGCGGCGCCGGAACUCCAACCGCUGGGUCUGCGAGGUGAGGGAGCCCACGCAGCAGAAGCGGAUAUGGCUCGGGACCUAUCCCACCGCCGAGAUGGCCGCCAGGGCCCACGACGUCGCCGCCCUGGCGCUCCGGGGGCAGGGGGCCUGCCUCAACUUCGCCGACUCCGUGUGGCGCCUCCCGCUCCCGGCCUCGAUCGACCCCAAGGAGAUCCGGAGGGCCGCGAUCGAGGCCGCCGAGGCGUUUCGCCACGCGACCGGGGAGGAGGAGGCGCCCCUUGAGAUAGGAGAAAUGAAUGAGGAAGCGGCGGAGAGCAGUAGCUCGAGGAAUGUGGUGGGUGGCGGUGAUUUUUGCAUGAGUGAGGAUUACGAUGCGGCGGCGGGAGGGGGAGCUUUGAUGUCGCCGCCGCGGUACUUCGACGGGAGCUUCGGGUGGGAUGGUGACGUGGAAAGCGAUGUCGAGGUGGAGCUGUGGAGUUACUCACUUUGACAAAAUAAUUGGGCGUGCGACAUAUAUAUAUAUAUAGCUAGUCCCACCAAUGAAUAGAAAAACUUUUUAAAAUAAUUAUGCAUAACAUAGUAUAUAUUUUUGGCUUAGGACAAGAGUUGCGAAAUAGUAGUACUAAAUAUAGUAGGAAUGAGUCCAGUCAACUGAUUUCAUGAUGUUGUGAUGCACAUGCUUUUCGCGACAUGUGUGGGUGGGUUUUUGUUUUUCUUUUUCUGUGAAUGCUUUGUUUGCCUACUACUAUUAUUACCCUCAAUUGAAUUUUUCUUUAAUUUGAGGGUAAUGGUUGGUCUUUUUCUUACUUGCGAAUAUCUCACUUUACUGUGAAUAAGUACUAAAUAUAAAUGAUUUGCUGUGUCGAUA